This is a messenger RNA of Stegostoma tigrinum, 2962 nucleotides long. It is a transcript of the gene cog5, whose product is annotated as component of oligomeric golgi complex 5. Gene Ontology annotation, biological process: intra-Golgi vesicle-mediated transport. The coding region runs from base 38 to 2512 and encodes 824 amino acids. Gene Ontology annotation, cellular component: COG complex. The record is from RefSeq and is a predicted model, not a curated record. The transcript has 22 exons. NCBI's taxonomy places the organism in Eukaryota, Metazoa, Chordata, Chondrichthyes, Orectolobiformes, Stegostomatidae.
UGCUUUCGGCGUUCGGCUUAGCAGAUUAGUAGGCCGCAUGCGUGAGCCUCUGUCAGGCUCCGCCAACAUGGAAGGAAGUGGAAGUUGCCCCGUACGGGACUCGGUCAAGGAAUUGCUUCUGGAUGAAUGUUAUUUGGACUUCUUGAAGGAGGGGUUUGAUGUGAAGACCUAUACUGCUCAAUCCAUUCAUCAAGCAGUUAUAGUUGAACAAUUAGCAAAACUUGCCCAAGGAAUUAGUCAGCUUGAUAAAGAACUUCAUAUACAGGUUGUUGCAAGACAUGAAAAUCUUCUUGCUCAAGCUACUGGCAUUGAGUCACUGGAAGGUGUCCUUCAGAUGAUGCAGACCCGGAUUGCUGCGCUUCAGAGCACUGUUGACAGGAUCAGAGGAAAAAUUGUUGACCCCUAUAACAAGAUUGUUGCUCGUACAGCACAGUUGGCCAGAUUACAGGCAGCCUGUGAUUUGCUUCGAAGAAUAAUCCGUAUCUUGUACCUAAGUAAGCGGCUCCAAGGUCAGCUACAGGGAGGAAGCAGGGAAAUCACUAAAGCUGCUCAGAGUCUCAAUGAGUUGGAUUAUCUUUCACAAGGAGUUGACCUUUCAGGGAUUGAAGUUAUCGAAAAUGAUCUUCUUUUUAUUGCAAGAGCCCGACUUGAGGUAGAGAAUCAAGCCAAACGAUUGCUUGAACAGGGAAUGGAGACACAGAAUCCUACACAGGUAGGAACAGCACUUCAAGUUUUCUUCAAUCUUGGAACCUUAAAGGAAACCAUCAACAGUGUAGUCGAUGGGUAUCGCUUGUCUCUGGAAGAUAAUAUCAGUAGUGCUUUGGAUAUAAAACUGUUGACUCAACCUAUUCAAGCAACCGCAAAAGGACCCGGAAGAGCCACAAUGCCAACUCCUGGCAACGCACCUGCAUUCCGUGCUGCUCUUUGGACGAAUAUGGAGAAACUAAUGGAUCAAAUUUGUGCUGCAUGUGGACAAGUGCAGCACUUGCAGAAAGUUUUGACAAAGAAGAGGGACCCUGUGACACAUGUCUGCUUUAUUGAUGAAAUAACUAAGGACAAUCAAGCAGACAUUUUGUGUACUUUCUGGAACUCGGUUACAGAAAUCUUGACUCUGAAAUUCCAACAGGCUACAAAUUCAUCCACAUUUCUGAAGCAAGCAUUUGAAGGAGAAUAUCCAAAAUUGUUGCGAUUAUAUAAUGACCUAUGGAAACGUUUGCAACAGUAUAGCCAAAGUAUACAGAACAGUGUAACAACUGGUGGAAAUUCUGACUCACCCCCUGAACUACCAGCAGCAGAGGAAGACACACAAGACCUAUUUAUGUUGAAGAAGCAAGACCAUGACCCUGAGAAGGCCCUGAAAGAUUCUCUUCAAUUCUAUGAGUCUGCUUAUCUCUCGAAAUCAUUAUCACGACUGUUUGAUCCAAUCAACCUUGUAUUUCCUCCUGGAGGACGCAACCCACCUUCAAAUGAUGAGCUUGAUAGCAUCAUUAAAACUAUUGCAAGUGAAUUUAAUGUGGCCUCUGUGGAUCCAAACUUGAGCCUGGCUGUUGCAAGGAAUGUUGCUAAAACCAUCCAGUUAUUUGGAGUAAAAUCUGAACAACUUUUGUCCACACAGGGCGAUGCUAGUCAAGUGAUUGGGCCACUGACUGAGGGACAGAGAAGGAAUGUAGCAGUGGUGAAUUCAUUGUACAAAUUGAAUCAGUUGAUGUUGAAGGUAUUAUCUACAUUGACCUCUUUACCUUCAGCUGCUGAACAAACAAUUAGAACGGCUUUGGAGACAAUUCAAGCUCUCAUGGGAAGUGCAGUCCAGCCAUUACUAAAUUCGGUAGAAGACUCCAUUGAGGCCAUUAUUAUCACAAUGCACCAAGAAGACUUUGCUGGGUCUUCAUCUGGGAAGCCAGAGGUCCCAUGUUCUCUUUACAUGAAGGAAUUGCAAGGCUUUAUAUCACGUAUCAUGAGUGACUACUUUAAAAACUUUGAGUGCGUGGACUUCAUCUAUGACAAUGCAGAAAAUAUUGCGCAGAGAGCGAUUCAGUUAUUUAUCCGUAAUGCAAGUCUAUUGAAAUCAUUGGGUGAAGGAGGUAAAAUGAGAUUAGCUGCAGAUUUUGCACAGAUGGAAUUAGCAGUGGCACCUCUUUGCAGAAGAGUAUCAGAUCUUGGGAAAUCCUAUCGAUUACUGAGAUCAUUCAGACCAUUACUCUUCCAGACAAGUGAACAUAUUGCUAGUAGCCCAGCUGUAGGGGAUAUUGUUCCAUACAGUACUAUUCUUCAUUUCCUGUUCACUAGAGCACCACCUGACCUGAAGCCACCACACCAGAGGGCAGAGUGGUCUAUAGCUCGGUAUUCUCAAUGGCUUGAUGAUCAUCCAUCAGAAAAGGAUCGACUAAUUCUCAUCAGGGGUGCUCUUGAAGCUUAUGUUCAAUCGGUACGAGCAAGAGAAGGAAAAGAAUUUGCUCCAGUAUAUCCAAUAAUGUUGCAACUCCUCCAAAAGGCCAUGAUCAAUAUACAAUGAGGCUCUUUUCCCUCCGAAACAAGAUGUCUCCGUACUUGAAACUUCUUGCCUGCAAUGUUGGAAUAACCGUUUAACGUAAAGAUCAGUUUCAAAGCGAACAGUGAUUUGAAUUUUGGUAAUCUUUAGUGGGAAGUUUCCAAGUAGUUUAUUCCCUUAAAAUCAUAGUUACAAAAGAACUGUUAAUUCAUUAGCCAUUUCGUGCAUUGGGUCUCAUAAACAGAACCAAGAUAAAUUGUGUUGGUGGCAUUAGUUGAAUAAGUGUAGGUGAAGAAACCUCUGCUUCUCUUUGUGCAGCACUAGUGGAAAAGGACUUGAUUCAACACUUCAGUUAUCCGGUGCAAUUUUUUAAUACGAUCAAAUCAAUCUAUACGCUCUUCUAGUUUGAGCUAUGUACAUCAAAUCAGCUGCUGUGGGCUGAGUAAUUUUUCUUGAUUUCUUUCUUUGCUGUCA